GGAAAGUGACUGAUAGAGUGACAGACGCAUCACAUCAAUCAAUGUCAAUUGAAUGUUCAACUUGAGUUUGCUAAAUCUGAUAAUUUUGACUAGGCAACACUACUCUCUCUAGAGUAGUACUCUAGACAGUACAACUUGUAAUUCAACUUGAAUUUCAAGGUGUUGGCUACACAUGUCCCCCCACCCACAAGCUCUAUCCGACGGGCCAAAGUACCGUUAGGCUUGCAUUGAUGAAAUAGGUAUGACAUCACUUAGAAUUAAGUUGUUGUCAUUAUUCAGUUAGAAAAAAUGUUACGCUUGAUUGCAUGCCAUUGUACAAAAUCAGUAGGGCCAGUACUAGUAGGGGCUACAUCAACCAUGUAAUUGAAGGCUAAUGUAUUCAAUAAGGGCAUAAUAAUUGCUAGCUCGCUACCAAGACUAUAAGAGCUAGGUCUCAAUUUCGCUCCAUGUGUUUGGUUUCAGUAUCGUGGCUCAGUAUUGAUGGGCCUUGCACACAACUAAUAUGAUGAAAAUAAGGCAUUUCCCCCCACCGUGGGUUAAAAACACAAACAAGAUUCGUUUCAAUUGAAUGUCAUGGGUUCAUAGGUGCGCUCGGCCAAUAUUCCAUAUUUACGAAUGGAAUGUUACCGUAAACGAAAAUUCUUGCUGUACUUUAAUUAACGGACAAAACUGUCAAUUUUGAUACCACAUACAUAAACAAUUAUUACAUAAAAUGGAUCAAAGCAAUUUUUUGUGAACAGUAUGUUGACACAUUAGUGAUUAAUUCAUCACAAUUCCAAGACAUUACGCGAAGGUUUAGAGUCUGUACACAGUCUAUACAUCAGUAUCUGGUGUGUCCACCGCAAGUGUCAAUAACAGCAGUACAGCCAUGUUGGCACCUGGAACCACACUCUCAGAAAAGCCUGGCUCAAUCCAUCGACUGUGUUUGCUCUCGAAAUCAAGACUGGUUAACCACACAUGCAUGUAGCUUUGAUUAACCAGACUGAUAGAAAAUGGUGCUGCUCAUAGGACCAACAGGAUCUGGAAAGACCUUGAUUUUAAAAAGACUUCAAGCACAUAAUUUUAGUGGAAAAGGUGGAAUAGAAAACCUGGAUGAUGUUCCAUCAACCAUUCCAACAGUUGGCACAAAUAUCAUCAAUAUCAUCACAGGUAGACGAAAUAGUGAAUUGACCGUCCGUGAACUUGGGGGUUCCAUGGCACCAAUUUGGAACAAAUAUUACAAAGACACCUCAGCGAUUAUUUUUGUGAUUGAUGUCUCGAAUCGAUUCCAGAUUGCAUCAGCAUGUAUUCAGUUGUUAACAAUGAUGUCGUCAUCUGAGGUUAACGUUCCCGUUGCGAUUGUUUUUAAUAAGAUAGAUAUGAUGACUGUGAUGUCAUCAAGUGAAAUAGAAACUGUUCUACGACUUGAUGAAGUACUAGAAUCUGCCACACAAAAAGUUUCCAUAUUCAGUGUCAGUGCUAAAACUGGAAAAAAUCUCAAUAAUUUACUGAAGUGGAUUGUAGAAAAUUAUCAAAUUGAAAGACCAAAUGUGGAAAAUAUGGAAAUAUAAAUAUAUUAUUGACCAAUUGUGUAUGUAACAAGUAUCUGAGACCAAUUUUGCCCAUAAGAUUCUGAUUUUAAUGGCGCGACCCAGAUUGUAAUGGGUCUUAUAUUAAGGUGCAUUGUUUCUCUUUUUAGACAUUAAAUGGGGUGGGUGUCCAAGUGGUUUAAUGUUUGCACUUGCAGUUGCACUUCACAAGAUCUAGAUUCCCCUAAUAAAACUAGCUUGAAGGGUUUUCUCUGGGUACUUUAUUUUCUUUUUGCUGUGUUUGCCAUACAUGUAAAUCCACCUGCACAGAAGCAAGUUGCUGAAACAUAAUAAAAAGUGACUCAUUAUUUUGUGUAACCCAGGGCUUUCCUUUCAGUUGAGAAUAUUUUCACGAUGUCAAUUUUGAUGUGCACAGCAAAUUUUGCUAAAUAUAAUCUACAUAGGCUAAAUGUACAUGCAUCAUGCUUUUAGGACUUGCAUUGUAACUCACGAUAAGACAUUGACUCUGCAAACCCUCAAUGGUUUCCAGAUAAAAGUUGUCUAUAUUAUAUUGCAUAUUAUUAUAAUUUCAUCAAUUAUUAUCGCUUCAGAAGUUGGUAUUACAAAAUCUUUGACAUUACCGUAGACGUACCGGUAAUCAUCUUCAAGCAGUGCCGAUCGUUCAUGCGACUGAACAUUAUGUUUUUCUUCCAUCAAGAGUGUUGUCGCAGACAAAACAUUUCCAUAAUAAUUUUACAUAAAUUAUUUUCGGUGUCCUUGGAGGUAAUUAGUGACAAGAUUUAACCAUCAUUAACUACAUGUAAACACUGAUAUUGUUUUUACAUGUAUAUAAUUUGUCCUUUCAUAUCUUAAGUUUUAUCAUUGCUUGACAAAGACUAGAAAAGCCUAUUUUAAAAUACACAGUAAUUGUAUUCCAUAGAAUUAUCUUUUGUGUACCUGUAUAUAGACAUUACAUAUUGUUAGAUAUACAUUAUUUUAUAAGCCAAAAACAUUGAUUAUGAAAGUCUAGUCUUAAAAGUUGUUAAUUCUAUAAUCUAAACAAAUUGACAUACAUGUAUAGUAUACACGUAUGUCAAUUUGUUUAGAUUUUAGAGUAGAAUUCUAUGGAAUACAAUUACUGUUUAUUUUGACUUGGAUAAAUGCUAUUGAGAAACAAUGAUUUGACUUGUAAAAAUGUGUACUGUAGAUGAGUUGUGCAGUGGGGACCAUAUUCCUAGAAAAGUAUACCACAUUUAGUCAUUAAAUGCUAUUUUUCUGUCAAAAAAAAGAUGAAGUAUUAAAUACUAUUAUUUUUUAUAUUUACAAUUUUGUGAUAUCCAUAAUUUAUUCAGAUAUUUUAUUUAUAGAUUAUAUUUACCCCAUUUCAUUUAUAUAUGUUUAUAUAUAUAUUGUCCAUACAGUUUUCCCUUUGUUUGAAUUGCACCUUCAUGUUGGAAAGAAAAUAACAUUUUUGAAACAAUAUUUGAUAUAAUAUGUAAAUGUUAUACAUUUAUGUCAAAAUUUUAUUUCCAGUUUGAAAUUACUUCAAAAAUGAUUUGUUUAUUUUAUUUUCAAAUUAUUAGGAUAGAUUUAUUUAUUAAAAUGAAUACACGUGUAUCAUU
Molecule: messenger RNA, 3130 nt
Organism: Patella vulgata (common limpet)
Lineage: Eukaryota; Metazoa; Mollusca; Gastropoda; Patellidae
Product: ADP-ribosylation factor-like protein 16
Exons: 2
Coding region: 993-1550 (185 amino acids)
Molecular function (GO): GTPase activity; GTP binding
Source: RefSeq, a predicted model, not a curated record